Messenger RNA from Dibothriocephalus latus, 393 nucleotides. The record is from the annotation of a GenBank genome assembly. Lineage: Eukaryota; Metazoa; Platyhelminthes; Cestoda; Diphyllobothriidea; Diphyllobothriidae.
GGUGCACUCGAUUUAUCCCGAGCUGGGUCUCUCUCCGACUCGGCGCCCAUGACACCCUGCAAGGAGUCCUGUUGCAGUCCUCCCCACUUUGACGCCGGACUCCUAGAGACGCAGAGAUGGCUCGCACAGACAGCGUCGAACAGUCUUCUGCUGCCCCCAGCCCACCCACAGCAGCAGCAGAGUUUGGAGUACCUGGACAGAAACGGGAUUGCCGUUGAGUCGCGGCCCAGCUGCCGUUCCGAAGACGGGCGAGUCGAAGAGGAGAAGUGGACAGGGGAGUUGGAAGUGGAGCAGGUCCCGGUUGAAGUCAAUGAGAGGACAGUAGCUGAGGAUGUGACGAUGGAGCUUGAUGAACAUGAGAACAACUCCACGGAAGUUGAAAGGACCCCCUAA